CGGGCGGAGGCGGCGGCAGCGGCUCUCUCGGAGGCGGCGGUGGCUUCACUUUCCAGGACUCCGGGGGCGACCACCGCGGCAGCGCGGGGCGGGCGGGCAGCGGCCUCGGGAGCCGGAGGAGCUGAGCUGGGACGGCUGGCGGCGGCGGCGGCAGCGCGGAGGGAUCUAAAAUGUCCACUGAGGCCCAAAGAGUUGAUGACAGUCCCAGCACUAGUGGAGGAAGUUCUGAUGGAGACCAACGUGAAAGUGUUCAGCAGGAACCAGAAAGAGAACAAGUUCAGCCCAAGAAAAAGGAGGGGAAACUAUCCAGCAAAACAGCUGCUAAAUUGUCAACUAGUGCUAAAAGAAUUCAGAAGGAACUUGCAGAAAUUACGUUGGAUCCUCCUCCCAACUGUAGUGCUGGACCCAAAGGAGACAACAUUUAUGAAUGGAGGUCAACGAUAUUGGGACCCCCAGGAUCUGUCUAUGAAGGAGGGGUGUUCUUUCUUGACAUCACCUUUUCACCAGACUAUCCGUUUAAACCCCCUAAGGUUACCUUCCGAACAAGAAUCUAUCACUGUAAUAUUAACAGCCAAGGCGUGAUCUGUCUGGACAUCCUAAAGGACAACUGGAGUCCGGCCCUCACCAUUUCUAAGGUUCUCCUCUCCAUCUGCUCGCUUCUUACAGAUUGCAACCCUGUUGUGUUCUCACCAGCCACCGUUUGAUGGCUGCCCGUGAAAAUAAAGUUUCUAUGGUGUGAAGAAACUUAGACCAAGAUCCUAGUAAAUCUUGGUUAGUACCAAGGUGUGGAAGGUACCAUGUGGUGUGUAGUACUUGAACUGAAGCAGAUCCUUUGGCGUCACCCUGGAGGUCCUUGUCACUCUCGGGGUCAUGGCUGAAUUUGAGGAGGAAAAAGAAAUGUCCUACAAGUUGUUCCUGGAGAAGCCAGAAAACAUUGCCCUUUAAGAACUCACCACCCAACAGCAAUUUGAAAGUACUU
Pipistrellus kuhlii (Kuhl's pipistrelle) is the source of this 979-nucleotide messenger RNA. RefSeq names its product ubiquitin-conjugating enzyme E2 E2. The coding region runs from base 171 to 704 and encodes 177 amino acids. Gene Ontology annotation, molecular function: ubiquitin conjugating enzyme activity. Gene Ontology annotation, biological process: protein polyubiquitination. The record is from RefSeq and is a predicted model, not a curated record. Lineage: Eukaryota; Metazoa; Chordata; Mammalia; Chiroptera; Vespertilionidae. Gene Ontology annotation, cellular component: nucleus. The transcript has 6 exons.